Molecule: messenger RNA, 3015 nt
Organism: Dendronephthya gigantea
Lineage: Eukaryota; Metazoa; Cnidaria; Anthozoa; Malacalcyonacea; Nephtheidae
Product: mediator of RNA polymerase II transcription subunit 15-like
Exons: 3
Coding region: 221-2311 (696 amino acids)
Source: RefSeq, a predicted model, not a curated record
GAUGGAUUUUGCUAAUCAUUGCCACCUGCUAGUACAUUACGGUUGAACAGCUUCCUGUUUGAAUUUCCACUGAUCAAAGUAAUAUAUCGGAUUAAAACCUUUUAUAAUUAAAAGAUAUUCUACGCCGGAGAUUGAUUGUAUGAAUUUCGAUUGAAAUCCAAGAUGAAAGUCGUAGCUGCGACAGUGUGAAAUGAACUGGAGGUAACAAUAUUUGAAGGAAAUGAGUCCGCUGAGUUUGCUGCUGAUCGUCUACCAACUAUUAAUAAUUGUCUGGGGAAAGCACCUUCCUUUGAAGAAUGAUAAUAAACGGAAAGCUUACCCAAGGCAAAUGAUUAUCCCGAACAAAUUUAUCCCAAUGCUGAAGCAGUCUGCGCUGUUCAAGGCCCGAUCUUCGUCUAAUGAUUUGUCCAACUUCUUAAAGCGAAAGUCCCACAACGAAGUGACUGGCAAAACCAGGCAAAAUUUGAUGAGCGCAAUGGGAAUGGAUUCAGGGCCUUCCCAGGAGGAGGGUGGCAUGGGAAUCGGUGGAAUGGGACCCGGAGGAAUGGGCCAAGGGGGAAUGGGAUCUAUGGGUGCUAUGGGUGCUAUGGGCGGAGGGAUGCCAAAUAUGGCUGCUAUGGGUGGAAGUGAAGGAAUGGGUUCAGAUAAUGGAGGUGGUGGCCUUGAAGAUGCAGCUAAAAUGGCUGGUAUGGGAGGACAAGGUGGUAUAAGUGAUCAAAUGAGUGCUUUGAAUAACAUGGGUGGGAUACCCAAUUCGCAGGGAGGUUCCAAUCCUUUAGCAGGACUCAUGGGUGGGAACAAUGAAAUGAAUCCUAUGAACAAUGGUGGAUCCGAGGGAAUGAUGUCUGAUUCCAACCAGCCUCCUGCUGGAGAUCCAAUGGGAACUUUAAAAUCGAUGUUAGAUACUCAAGGGACUAAUGCUGCCUUAGGAACUAACGCGGAAGCAUUUGGACCAGGUGGUUCGGCGAACACAAAUGUUUUAGCGAUGUUGAAUCAAAUUGUUGGGAAAGAAAUGCCUGGAGAUUCUCCAGUUGAUCCCAGCUCUAAGCAACAACAAAUGUGGGAUCAAUUGCAGAAUAAAUUCAGCAACGCAAGAGAAGCAGUGCAGCCAUAUCUUGAUACAAGUGAUUCUAAAAGUUCGGCCGGACCACAGCAGGCGGAUGCACCUCCUACCCCUCCGACCAAUAAUAAUCCCCCUCCUGCCUCGAGUUCCUCUCGUCCAGAGACUCCCAGCCUUAACCAAACCACACCUACUCCUGUUUACAACUUGACAGGCCUUGCCAGAGCGAAAUCCAGUUCCAAUGAAAACGUACAAUCGGUUAGUCCGCCUGAGAGUGGUGGAGUGGAAAAUUCACCUUCCCACACCACAGCCACUCCGGACGCCAGCGUUACAAGCAGCCAUGCGAAAACGUCCAAUGCCAACGUCAAGUCAAAAGCAUCGAGUCAUGAAAAUAGUGUAACCAAGGCAACCUCAAAUCCUUCAGAAAUCGAACUAGAUGACGAUCAACCGCUUUCUGAUGACAUGGUGAAAUUUCUGAAAGGAGUAAAAUUUGUGGUCUCGCAAGAGCCGGGUAACGAUAUAAUAUUGGGAAAGAAAUUUACCAGUGACGUGUCACCUGCUUCAAGCAGUUUGAAGGAAGAAAACGGAGUAAUGAAAAAUCUUGUGUCUGAGAACAAUAUACUAAAAAAAGGUAAAAACAGUAUUUCGGUGGAAAAAGGAAACCGAGAAAAAGCAGCAGCUGUAGUGAGAGAUCUAAAGGGUGUCGAUUUGUCGUACGCUAGGAAUGUACUACUCCGGCGCCAUGUGACGAAUAACGAUAUUGUCAAAUACCAGAAAGCUGCAAGGGUCCUUCAGAGUGCCUCGAAGAAAUUAAAGGAUCCUAUUGCCAAGAAAAGCACUGAAAUCGCCAUUUCUUCGAUUUUGAAAGUUCUUGAUUUAGAAAACAAAAAGAAGACUACAUCUUCCCCGAAAGAUGAUCCGCUGACUGGUGGGGACGUGAAAACUGCUCUUUCAGAAAAAUAUUUUGAAGCUGCUAGAGUUUUAGGAACGGCUUCAAAGAAGCUAGCCGACCCCGUGGCAAAGAAGAGUGCUGAGAUAGGGAUAGCCUCUAUUUUGAAGGUUAUUGCGUUGGGAAAUUAUUCAGUUUCUAAGAAAGAUUUUGUUCCCUUACAUUACCACAAAAACUACAUCGGGAAAAUGUAUUUUAACCCUGGGCCAAAUCGAAAAAGAAAUCUAGUCGCAGCGGGCGAAGUGGCUCGUGAAUUAACGACAGUAUCAAGAAGAAAACCUACGAGUGUCAUUAAACAUUGAACAGUGAGUACAAUCCAGUGUACAUCCCUCUAUACAGAUUGAACAAUGGAAAAUACAAUCAAGUCUUUUGUAUUUAGUAUGCAUAGCGUACGCGUAGCAUUCUGAUUUGUGUAAAAUGUAAAAAUGUAAGCAAAGAGUUAAAGGUGGUAAGAUGCACUAAAGCUGCGCCUUAAAUUCCACUCGUUAACACACUGAUUCACAGGCACAUGCUUCGACAUAUAAAAUCAAUGAACUUUUCUUUUAGGCCACGUUACUAGGCUUUCGCAUCACCUGAAGUAUAUAUAGAGUAUAGUGAACGUUAUCUUGUCUUAAUUGAUUGGAGACUGAAUAAAACACUUGAUAGCAACAUUAUAGUUUGCGGAAGAAAGUGGUUUAGAUUAUUCCAAUCCCAAAUUUCAGUAAAAAUUACCUAUUAUUUAACAAUUUUCCAUUAUUUAUUAUAUUUUAUGGCGGAAACCUGAUCAUUUUUGUAGUUCAAAUAUAGCACGAGUAUGUAUUUCGCAAUUUUCGCGAUCAUAAUAAUUCCUUCAUCUCAAACGAGGCCGUUGAUAAGUCGCCAAGCUGCAAUUUAUUUACUUCAAAAGACAAAUGCUGCAACAUGGCAUGUAAAUCCAUUCGUCAUUCGGUGCGUGCUGCGAAUAAAAUAUUUUUUAAUUAACGUGAAAUAAUGAAUUGAAAUAGAAAAAUGGACUCUUAAUUGAGCU